This is a messenger RNA of Rattus norvegicus (Norway rat), 2905 nucleotides long. NCBI's taxonomy places the organism in Eukaryota, Metazoa, Chordata, Mammalia, Rodentia, Muridae. The record is from RefSeq and is a predicted model, not a curated record.
GGAGCAGCAGGAUGUGGCUCACGAGGCAUCCCUGAGACGCGUGGGCUGCUGGGAAGGAAGGCCAGAGGCCUCCCCGGCAGGGGCACCCCAGGGCGUGGCGAGGUGCUCGCUCGCCCUCCAGGGUGCUCGGCUCUGCCAUCCUGACAUGGAGUCCUGCAACGUGGAACUGAUUUUUGACCACGUGGGACACUUCGGCAGGUUCCAGAUAGCCCUGUAUCUCAUAUGUGCCUACCAGAGCAUCUCCUGUGGUAUCCACUUCCUGUCUUCCGUGUUCAUGUCGAUUAUCCCUGAACAUGCGUGCAAGCCCCCAGGCACGGUGCGGAAGGCUGUUUUCCGCAACGUGUCUGCUUGGAGGUUGGAGGACAUAUUGGCCCUGCGGUCUCCAGAGCACAAAGACCACAUUAUGGUGGAGCUGCACGACGGUGAGAUCUGGGAGCUCACCAGAUGUAGCAGGACUUGGAGGGAGAACACGUCCCACUUGGGCUAUGAGUACAGUGGCUAUAAGCGGGACAGCCCUUGCUCCGAUGGCUACAUCUACGACCAAAGCAAAUGGAGAAGUUCUGUGGUGGGAAGUUUCAACCUGGUCUGUGAUCAGAAAUGGUACGCGAACAUGAUCCAGCCCUUGUUUAUAUUCGCCAUGCUGCUGGGAGCAAUUACUUUUAGCUACCUUUCUGACAGAUUUGGAAGGCGAGUGGCCCUGUGGUGCACGACCAUCGGUGUGUUCUUCUUUGGAAUAGGUUCCAUCUUCAUAUUUGACUAUUUCAGCUUCAUGGCUGCACGCUUCUUCCUUGUGAUGACCUCAAGUGGCUAUUUUGUGGUGGUCUUUGUCUACGUGAUGGAAUUCAUCGGCAGGGAGUCCCGCACGUGGGCAUCCAUGCAUCUGAACACCUUUUUUGCUAUUGGAACAAUGUUGGUGGCUUUGGUAAGCUAUUUGGUGAAAACGUGGUGGCUUUACCAGAUCAUCCUGUGGACGGUGACCGCCCCCUUCAUUCUGUGCUGUUGGAUGCUUCCAGAGACUCCCUUUUGGCUUCUCUCAGAAGGAAGAUACAAGGAAGCACAAGGCGUAGUGGACGCCAUGGCUGUGUGGAAUAAGUCCAGCUCCUGUGACCUGAUAGAACUCUUGUCACUAGAUGUGACUAGGUCCCAUGAUAAAAGCCACAAGGGUGCUGGGAAGCCCAGCCUAGGAGAUCUGUUUCGUAACCCGGAUAUCGCAAAAAUGACCCUCAUCGUUUGGUUGGAUUGGUUCACGGUAAAUUUGGGAUACUACGUGUUUGCCAUGGAAGCUGUUCGGAGAAAAGAACACGAACACCUAUACUACCUCCUAGUGGGUGCUGUGGAGAUCCCCGCCUAUGUCUUCCUGUGCAUCUGGAUGCAGAGGGUGGGAAGGAGGAAGACUAUGCUCACCUUCCUCUUAAUGUCCUCCUUCAUCUGCGUGGUUUACGUGGUGAUACCCUCGGAUUCCGACACUGCGAAGGAAGCGAAGGGAGCGGUAGCUUUGUUCGUCAAAGUUGCAGUAGGCUCAGUGUUUGCCUUUAUCUAUCUUUACACGGCCGAGCUGUAUCCAACCAUCAUGAGGUGCUUGGCUGUAGGGAGCAGCAACAUGGUGUCCCACGUGGCAAGCAUGGUCAUCCCACUCUCCCAGCAUUUCUCCAAAGUCUGGAUCUUCCUGCCACAGAUUUUAUUUGGGACCCUGGCCAUACUGAGUGGACUGUUGUCAUUGAAUCUUCCAGAAACCCAGAACAGACCAAUGAUAUCUACUUGGGAGACGACUGAAGAGCAGGUGCCGGAAAACAAAGAUAGCUUAGACAAAGUCUCUCCUGAUAUUUUCAAGAGGUGGAAUUCAGGCAGAGCCCUUUCUUUUGCUGAGAGGUGGGGUUUAAGCAGAGACCCUUAUGAUGUUGAGAAGUGGGGUUUAGGCAGAGACCCUUAUGAUGUUGAGAAGUGGGGUUUAGGCAGAGACCCUUAUGAUGUUGAGAAGUGGGGUUUAGGCAGAGACCCUCCUGACACUGAGAGGUGGGAUUCAGGCAGAGCCCCUCCUGAUGCUGAGAGGUGGGGUUCUUCGGGAAGAGCCCCUUCUGAUGCCAAGAAGUGGGGUUUAGGCAGAGCCCCUCCUGAUGCUGAGACUGGGGGUUCAGGCAGAGCCCCUCCUAAUACUGAGACUGGGGGUUCAGACAGAGCCCCUCCUAAUACUGAGAGCGGGGGUUCAGGCAGAGCCCCUCCUAAUACUGAGAGCAGGGGUUCAGGCAGAGCCCCUCCUGAAACUGAGAGUGGGGGUCCAGGCAGAGUCCCUCCUGAUGCCGAGAGUUGGGGUUUAGGCAAAGCCCCUCCUGAUGAUGAGAUUGGGGGUUCAGGCAGAGCCUCUCCUGAAACUGAGAGUGGAGGUUCAGGCCAAGCCCUUCCUGAAACUGAGAGUGGGGGUUCAGGCAGAGCCCCUCCUGAAACUGAGAGUGGGGGUUCAGGCAGAGCCCCUCCUGAAACUGAGAGUGGAGGUUCAGGCCAAGCCCUUCCUGAAACUGAGAGUGGGGGUUCAGGCAGAGCUCCUCCUGAAACUGAGAGUGGGGGUUCAGGCAGAGCCCCUCCUGAAACUGAGAGUGGUGAGGGUGGUUCAGGCAGAGUCUCUCCCAAAGAUAAGAAUGAGGGUUCAGGCAGAGCCCCUCCUGAAGAGAACACUGAGGUGGAAAAUGAGAUAGAAAACAGUGAGUAACUCGGGGGAUUCCACUGGUGGUAAAUGAAUAUCUUAUAUGGUGCCCAGCACCUGGGAUGUUGACAUUAGUUACUUUGUAUUAGACAUGUUAUUCUUUCUUUCCCUAUGUUAUUUAUGUAGCUGUAUGAAAAAUGCUGGGAGAAAGUUUUAAACAAUUGUUUUGUAAAAGUAAAUGAAAUAAAACCAGUAUGUGUUGGGGGA